This is a messenger RNA of Lodderomyces margitis, 891 nucleotides long. RefSeq lists its product as uncharacterized. Gene Ontology annotation, molecular function: palmitoyl-(protein) hydrolase activity. Bases 1 to 891 code for a protein of 296 amino acids. The record is from RefSeq and is a predicted model, not a curated record. NCBI's taxonomy places the organism in Eukaryota, Fungi, Ascomycota, Pichiomycetes, Serinales, Debaryomycetaceae. Gene Ontology annotation, cellular component: membrane. The transcript has a single exon.
AUGGCCUGGACAUUAUAUAAUAUUGCCAAGACCGCGACUCAGCUUGGUGGUGGAAUGGCUCUCCUAGCGUUACUUGGUCUUUACUACUACCAGAACUCAAUUAUAUACCCAGCGUCAUUAAAUGAUGGUCAUGGAUACUGUGCUACCCCGGAUGAAUACGAUAUACCCUAUGAGGCAGUAAACCUCACCACGACGGAUGGAGAAACACUUCAAUGCUACUCGAUGAAACAGGAUAGCAAGAGCCCCAACUAUACCAACAAAACGGUACUUAUACUUUCUCCAAAUGCGGGAAAUAUUGGCCACAGUUUGCCCAUUGCUUCGAUUUUCUAUAAGAAGUUUGGAUACAAUGUAUUUAUAUAUAGCUACAGGGGAUAUGGGAAAUCAACUGGUGCACCAAGUGAGGUGGGGUUAAAAAAGGAUGCAGACACAGUCGUGGAAUACUUGAGCGAAAACGACCGUCAGUAUCAACAAUCGUCAAUAGUGUUGUACGGAAGAUCAUUGGGAGGUGCAGUUGCUAUCUACAUUGCUGCAACUAAAUCCGCCUCUAUUGAUGGUAUGAUUUUGGAAAACACAUUCUUGUCAAUCAAAAAAACAAUUCCUCAUAUUUUUCCCAUUUUGAAAUAUGUCACAAGUUUUGUUCAUCAACGAUGGGAUCUGGAGCUGCUACUUGCAAAAGUCUCGCCAAAGCUUUCAGUAUUACUCCUCAGUGCCCGCAAAGAUGAAAUUGUCCCACCUCAACACAUGGACGAGAUUUACAGAUUGUUACCCAGUGACUGCAAGGAGAUUGUAAAGUUUGAAAAUAGUUACCACAACGACACUGUUUUGCAAGAGGCUUAUUGGGACACAAUUCAUACAUUUAUCAAAGACAAAGUUAACCCUGUAGGCUUGUGA